AAUAUGAUGUAACAUACGAGAAUUUCAAUUUUUUUGAAUUCUGGAACCAAAAAUUUUUAAAAAUUUGCCAAAAAUCGAAAAAUGCACUUCAGUUUUUGAAAUUCUGACUGGUGAUGUAUUUUGCAUGCUCUAUCAAUAUAGCAUUGAAGUUCCUGCAAGUUGGGAUUUCCACUUUUUCAGAUAAAAUUCCUGUAAAAAUAAUGGGAUUUUCUCACGUACUCACCUUAUGCAAUUGUCUGAUACAUUUCGUCAUAAUUGAGUACAUAAUGAGCUAAAAAAAAUCAAAGACGUGAUAUAGUAUUUCUAUCCAUGACGUCAUCCUACUUCAGGUAAUUUGAAAGCUCAAACCACAUCGUCAAAUCCUACUCCUAUAAAAAGUGAGGGAGAAAUUCGUCAUACUUUUAGAAAUCAUCGUGGUCUUUAAUCAUUCUUCACUUGUAUGCUAUCGUUUCUCGAUAAUAAUUGAUAAAUUUAAUACGAAAUAUUCAUCCGUAUCAGAAGUUCGUUUUUUUUCGUACGCUGUUUUCAAGAUUUCUUCUAGGCAAUUGAGUCACAAAAAUUCUCGUACUCGUAGGUAAUAUUUCAUCUUUUACGCAGUUUUAAGCAGUUUGUGUGAUUUUUACUAGAUUUUAUUUGAAAUGAGUUAUUAAUUUUUCAGUGAACUUCAAUUACUAAGAAUAGAUGGGUACUUGUAAUUGAUCUUUACCGAUGACUAAGAGAAAAAGGGUCUUUAUUUUGCAAAAUAAACAAAUUUCCCUUCUUCUCUCAAAUGAUCCAAACGCGUGAGUGCCUAAAAAAUGUGACGCGGCCAGCGAUACCAUACCAUAUGUCGGAAAACUUUUUUUUGAGAUAAUCGCGUUUUCAUGGAAAAAGUCAGAAAAUAUCAAAAAAAAAUUUUUUGUCGAUUCAUAUACUAUGAAGCCUAUACUUGGGAAUGGGUGUACCCACCGAUCUCAAACACGUCGUUUUAGUGGUGAAAACCCGGUUUUACAAAAGUGCUUUUCAUAAAAAAAUGUCAAAAAAAAAAAAUUUAAAAAAUAUUAUGAUGUAAAACCAUUAAAAGAUGAAGAAAAUCAAAAAAAAAAAAAAAAAAAAUUUAAAAAUGUUACAAAAACAACCCAAACUUUCAAACACGUUUUUCUCAGAAUUUUGGUUUUUGAAUUUCAAAAAAUACGCAACUUUGAAAUUUUGAAAAUUUGUCAGAUUUUAAUAUUUUGAAAAUCUGUUUGCACCAUUGAAAAGAGGAAGAAAAACACUACCAGAAACCACAAUAAAACGAAAAAAUUUUUUGCCGACAUAUGGUAUGGUAUCGCUGGCCGCGUCACAAAUAUUGAAAAAUUUUAAAAUAAGAGUUCGAUUUGAAUUUUCAAUGCAGAACUGAAAUAAAAACUUCGUUAUGGGCCCUAAAAAUAAAAAAAAUCAACGUCCGAGAUUCAAAAAAUCCAAAAUUUUCAUUUUAGAUACUUACAAAUAUAUUUAAACGUCAAUUGACAAUAAUUCAAUACCUAAUCGAUCUGAUCCCCUGAUUCAGUAGACGAUUCAUCCACCAUAUUUUAAUCACUGAUUAAACUAUCUUCAGUUCCUGGUCGUCAACCAAUCAAAUCGUAUCGCCUAUCACAAAUUAUAUAUCUUUGUUCUCACCGACACAUUAAAGUACAUUAUGGUAUCAAAUUGCCUAGUAACCGUGGAUAAAUCACGUGCAGAAUAGAAUGGUCGAUUGCAUAACGAUCGGACAUCCUUCCGAUCGACGUGAAACGCAUGGUAAAUACACUUCAUCGUUAUCGUAUUUUAUAAGUAAAUGUACAUAUAAUACACUCAACUACGUAUGUAGACAAACCUGCAACCAGAGUUGAAAUAAUUUUCGCAAACUCGAGUCCAUAAUUUGAAUGAAUUUGAAUCCUCUUAAAACGCUCAUAUAUGCUUGGAUGUCAAGAACGAAGGCUUAUCAGGAAGACGUAUAUUCCGGUGGGUCGAAUCGUGGUUAUUGAAAAAAAAUGACCUCAGCGACGGAUAAAGAUGACCAACAAGAAUUCGGCACCACCACUACCGCAUGUUUAAGCUGCCCUCCCGAAACAACGCCGAGUAACCGCUGCGAAUCGACCGCCAAUCCAGAAGCCAAUUUCGAACGAGGAGAUUCUUUGGUGGAAAACUUGGCUUCAGCAGCUGAUCCUUGGUCUAGGCAGACAACCAAACGUAGUUCAUCUCUGGUGAACGCUGCUUCGUGUUCGUUAUCAUACGGUACACUCACAUUAGAAGAUCGAUCAGCUCGUUCGGAAAACGAUUCCCAGAUCGCCGAUUUGGCGAGUUUUCUAUCGUCAAACGGCGACCCAGCGUACGAGGAAGUCCGUCGUAAUAAUCUAACCAAGUGGUCCGAUCGUCGACAAAAUAUAAACGAAUCUCCGCCGGAAUUCAACGACUUCGAAGAUCUGCGAGCGGAAUCGAUCGCCGAAGGUUACGUAACGCCUGCUAUGUCAUCGUACGAGCCAUCUCCGUGCUCUCCCGAUGCGUACGAAAGUAUCACCCGAAGUCUAAAAGAAUUCCACGAAACGUACAAGUGCUCGAUAGACGAAGACGAAAUGACCGCUGGCAGCAGCAGCGGUGGUAACUGCAGCAGACGUGAUAGCGGCGCACCGUUCGGUAAAGCAGACCAGUACAUGGUUAGUUUGCCAAAUAUGGAUAUCGAGGAUAAAGCGAUGCAUAUCGACAGAUUGAUCGUCAAGUCGUUUCGACAUCUUAACAAUCUGACCAAAGUACGAUUCCGCGAGAUGCUGGACGACGAUGUGAUCACCGCCGUCAUGGAAAGAUACAAGGACCAGCAUCGAGAUAUACUUUUCGUGACGCCCUGCAUAACCAAAUGCGUUAUGGUGUUGCAAGACCACGUCGCCAAUUUCCUCGACCCGAUUAAGGCGAAAAACUACGAUUUGAUAUUUUUCGUCAUCAGCAACGCGUCCCAAUCGACUGACGACAGCAACGACCAACGAUCCCAUUGGUCGCUUUUGCUACUGCAUCGACCUCAGAAGACAUUCUACCAUUACGAUUCGAUGCACGGGUCGCACUACAACGCCGCCUUCGAUCUGAUGUACAAAGUUUGCGGAUAUUUUAAAAUCAAAAAAGGAUUUCAGCCGGAAUGCGAACAACAGACCAACGACGCCGAUUGCGGAUUUUACGUCAUACACAACAUGCUGCGAUGUAUCAGGAUCGCCAAAGAAGAGUUGUACGACGAAGACGAUGCAAGGAUUACCUUAGAAGAGCCGUUGAAAUUACACUCGUCUGUCGAUGAAACGAAAUUAAUCGUUAUUAAGACUUACGUUGCUAGUAUCGUGGAGAAGAUUAAGAAUACCACUCUUGCAGAAAAAUUCUAAACGGAUAGAUGAUGAUCGAAAGUGAUUGGAGGGUCUGAUGAGACGAUGUUUGAAUUUAAAUGACGAGUCGAUAGUCGAUGUUGUAAAAUAAAACUGAACAGAUUUGGACCAAGUCAAGAUUUGGUUGUUAUACGAUCAACGAACAGGUAGUAAAAUGAAUUAUUAAAAGCUCAUGAAUAAGAAACGACGAUGUAAAACAAUAUAAAAAAGUCAACUCCCUUCCCUACUCCCCUCAAUUAUGCCAAAAAAACCAAUGACCGAAAAUACAUUUUUUGUGCUACCUA
Molecule: messenger RNA, 3646 nt
Organism: Planococcus citri (citrus mealybug)
Lineage: Eukaryota; Metazoa; Arthropoda; Insecta; Hemiptera; Pseudococcidae
Exons: 1
Coding region: 1995-3362 (455 amino acids)
Biological process (GO): protein deneddylation; proteolysis
Molecular function (GO): cysteine-type peptidase activity; deNEDDylase activity
Source: RefSeq, a predicted model, not a curated record